This is a messenger RNA of Rattus norvegicus (Norway rat), 4764 nucleotides long. Lineage: Eukaryota; Metazoa; Chordata; Mammalia; Rodentia; Muridae. The record is from RefSeq and is a predicted model, not a curated record.
AUGUAAAUAAACAAAAUAACCAAUAAAAAUAUACUUUGUGUAUGGGUGUUUUGUGUGCUUAUAUGUCUGUGUAUCAUGUGUAUGCCUGGUGUCUGGAGAGGACAGAAGAGGAGGGCAUCUUCUGGAACAGAUGGUUGUAAGCUGCCAUGUUGGUGCAGGUCCUUUAGAAGAACAGCCAGUGAUCUUAACUGCUGAGCCAUUUCUCCAGUGUCCAUCGACUAUGCUAAACCAGUUCUUGUUAAAUAUUUAAAUAUAUAUUUUGCAUAUUUAUAUAUUCAUUACUGAGGGGUAGUUUGCAAGUUUUAUCCAUGCAAGGACUACACCAUAUGUGUGUGUGUGUGUGUGUGUGUGUGUGUGUGUGUGUGUGUGUGUGUGUGUGUUUCCUGUGUACUUACAUUGCUCAUGCUUGAUAAAGUAAAUCAUAAAGUCGCAAACUCUUGUAGUUUUUUAAGCAUUAUAUAAACUUCUUUGGUUUAGCUAAACAGAGUAAUGAGGCUCACCGGUAAGACAGGCUUGGGUCUAAGUCUACCCUUUCUCCACUGGUGGCGUGGUCAUUUACUUAACCUUUCCGAGUUUCUACUUAAGUGUGAAGGGAAGUGGAAAGUACUACCUUCCCUGCGGGAGUGUUACAAGUCCCGAAUCCCGGCCAAGCAGCACUUGUUCCACGGUACUUGCUAUAACUUAGUACCAUGGGUCCACUGUACUCUCCCACACGGUGGUUCUUUUUGGGAGUUUAUGUCAAACCAGGCAAAAACAGUUAUUAAAACUACUGACAGUUGUUUGUAGCUUCAGUUUGGCCCCAACCGACUUUUGCAUUCAGUGGCUGUAUCAGAAGGGUCAAACUUUCAGGAUUGUUCUACACAUCAAACAGCGUCAGAUCACAGCCAGGAGGAACCAUCAAAUCCAGAGAGCUACAAAUCCAAGAGUAAAAACAAUUCUCGUUUUAUGUCAGCAUCCAAGAGAAACAGGCCUGUCAGCAUGCCAGUGGGUCAGCUGAGAGUAUCAGACUCCUCUCUAAAAUUUAAGUCACCCCAUAAUUGCCAAGGACUGUCUCAGCGAUAUAAACUUCAACCAAGGGUCAAUAGAAUAGCAGCUUACAAAAGCAGGUUGGGAACAGCCUCUGCCAGAAUUACUGUACCAACCAUCGCCUUGUUGCUGGGAGAGUAUACGGACAAGCUGAAUCGAAGCAUGGCUGCAUGGCCAGUGCUCUUGGCAGAUGGCAGGAAAGUCCUCAAACCUGAAGAUAUAUCCCAUGAAGCCAACGUUUAUGUUUCAGCAGGGCAGCCCGUUUUAGAUCCAUUCAAAAACAAUUUAAAGACUCAUCUUGUACUCGUGAGAUGAUUAACUUGGACAGUGCAUGUGAUGCUUCCCACUGAUGUCAAAAGGCAGAAAACCAAGGCCGUCCUUUCUAGAAAGAUGAAGACACUUACUCAGAAGACAUCAGUGCGAAUUCUGGUCUUUAAGAAUGGCAUGGGGCAGGAUGGGCGUGAGAUUACAGUGCGGAAGGAAACAAUGGGAAAGGUAACUUUGUACUAAAAUUGAAAUAUGAAUCAAAUUGCAAACUUUAUGGCUUUUGAAGUAUGUUGAUUUUCUUUCUAAAUAACCAUAUCAAAAAUUAAACUGAAAUAUGAAGAAGUCUUCACAUACUAGCUGAAAUGUUCACCUGUUUAGAAAUGUGCUCAUAACAUUAACGUGAAUCAUCUUAACCAAACGAUGAUAUUUACUUGGUUAACCAAGCAAACCAUUUUCCUAGUAAAAAGUUACAUUUAACUAGAAGGAAGUUUCUAGUUGGUUCAAUAUGCUAUAAGAUAUUUAUAUUGAAGCUAGUCUAACAUAGCUGAAAUGAAAUUUAAAAUCUUUACUUAAUUUAAAAAUAAAUCUGGAUAGACUUGGGAAAAUUAUGUAAUGAUUAAGCAAACUUAAAAAAAUAGAGUUUUAAAUAGAUUUGUCAUGUAAACAUGUCUUUAGAAGGCUUUGGUUCUUUUAGGGUCUUUAUUUUUAAAAGAUAUUUUUAUUUGUGUGUGUGUGUGCGCGCGCGCAGGUGUCUAUGGAUGCCAGAAAUGCUGACUUCCUUUGAGCUAGAGUUACAGAUACUUGUGAGCAACCUGACCUGGGUGUUGGGGUCCAAAACUCAGUGUUCUUUCCCAACAGCCUUUGCAUUUAAUCCCUGAGCCUUUCCGCUACCCCACACAUACCAUCUUUGACAUAAAGGAACUGAUGAUAAUCUGAAGAUAUAGUUUAAAUAUAUUAUAGAUAGGUAGAUAUUUUUGGUCAACUUUAGUCAUCUUGGUGAUAAUAAUAAUCAUAAUUUUCUAGUAAUAUAGUAGAGACAGAGACGGAAGAGUCACGUUUACGUUUGCAUCUUGGCUUUGCUGCCCACUGAUUAUGAGGCCUCAGAUCAUUGCACUUCAUUGAGCGUCAGUUCCAUCACCUGAAGUGGGGUAACAGCAGUGCUCCCUUUACAGAGUUGCUGCAAGGAGUUGCUCUCACGUUAUGCAUGGAGUAUGAUGUCGGCAUCCAAAAUGGUCCCAGUAAAUACUUUCUAAUUUUCAUCUUUAGGACUCAUAAACACACAUCUAAUAGGAAUUAUUUUUCCUAUUAGUAGAAACUUUUACUGUGAACUUAACAAAGGUGCCCAUCUUUGGUAUACAUACUUUCCUUGCAUUGGACUGUUUUAAUUUGGAUAUUGUUCAAAAUAAGUGAAUGGUUGAUUAGCUAUUAGGAAGUUUUAUCAUAACAGUGAUUUUAUCUACUUGUCUUAUGGUUGUUUUAUUACUACAGUCAGAAAAAAGCAAUGUGCUGGUUAGUUUUAUGUCAACUCGGCACAAGCUAAAGUCACCGGAGAGGACGGAGCUUCCUUUGAGAAAAUGCAUCCAUAAGAUGUGGCUAUUGGCAAGGUUGUAGGGCAUUUUCUUAAUUAGUGAUUGAUGAGGGAGGGCCCAGCCCAUUGUGAGUGGGGUCAUCCCUGGGCUGGUGGUCCUGCCUAUAAGAAAGCAGGCUGACGAGCUAUGGUGAACAAGUCGGAAAGCUGCAGCCCUCUGGGCCUCUGUGCCGCUUAAAUUUCCCUGUGCCGCUUGAAUUUCAUUCGGACUUCUUCUGAUGGACUGUGCUUUGAAAGUGUAAGGCAAAUGUAUUUCCAUCCCUACCCGUGUUGCUUUGCUCAUGUUGUCUCAUCACACCAAUAGUAACACUAGCUAGGACAAGCAUCUAUCGAGAACGUAGGAAGUCUGGGCUUCACUUCCUUUAACCUGCAGGUUUGGGUUAUGAAUAAAGGAAGGGCUAUUAGACAAUAUGGCAAUUUGUGAUGCUUACUGUGACCUCUUCCCUAGAUAUUCUAAAAAAUAAAGAAGGAUGUAUAUAUCUUGAAUUAAAAAUGUAGUCACUCCUGGAAAUAGAUGCUAGAUCAGAGCAUCUUGGGCUCAAUUCAGUCUGUAAUUCUAUGCUAUCAUAGUAAAAAAUAGGUUAAUAAUCAUCUUUUACAGGGUACACAUUCUCAACUGAAGUCUUGUAAGAAAAGAAAACUGCCAUUUCUCAUUUUAUCAUCACUGAACAAAUUAUUUAAAAUAUGUAACAAAGAAAUCAAAAUUGUUUUUUUCUUAAAUUUGUGGAAUUUAAAGAAUUUUCAUAAUUCAUAAAACUCAUGAUAGAACGUUACUGAUUAAUAUGUUUGUAAGAUAUUUACAUAAAUACAAUUUGAAGAAUGAAGUUAAAACAACAACUAUGGCUAACUAAAUGCUGAACUAUGGGUAACUAAACACUAGCUUUGUAAAUAAGAAAUUGUUGGCAGGAAAAAAAACUAAAGGUAGCUUGUAAUUUUUCAGUAAAACUUUCAGUUUAAAAGGGAUUUUACUGUCAUAGGUUCAUGCCUUACUUAUAAACUAAAUGUGAACUAAGGAGCAGAAAUAAAGGUGCAAUGAGGAGGAAAUGACCGAGGUCAUGUGGUAAAAUAAGGUCACUAAUUCAGAAAAGUCCUCUGUGAGCUCAGGAUUCAGCAAAGGGGAAUGGCUGUGUUAAGGAUAAGUGGGAAAGCAGCAGAAGCACAUUCAUUUUUUCUAAAGUUUAGUAAUUAAAAAAUUUGAAAUGAGGGUCAAAUUAACAAAAUUCUCCAGUAAAUUCUGGAGCUGCAGAAUCAUUGCAUAUGGAUUUAAAUUAAUAAUUUGCUACUUUUACAGCUCCCAGGCAUAGCUUAGUGAGCACAUAGCACCCAUCAUUAUAAGGUAUUUCCUAAAUGUGUACAUUCAUGGGAUGCUAGAGUUAUUUCACAAAUCUGUGGAUGUUAGAUUCCAAGUUAGUGGAAAAUGCAAAGCUUUGGAUUUUAACUUUGGAAGAAUAGCAAACUGGUGGGGAAGUUGUAUUUUCUCCAAUUGUCUCCUGGAGUAAUUGUCAAAGUCAUAUUAAAUUUUGUGGAUAUUACAUACAACUGCAUCUAUUUUAUGAUAAAAAUUAUUUUUGUGCUUUACUUGUGGUUGUUUUAUUUUUAUGUGAAUUUUAUAUGUUCAAUGUCUUCUUAUGCCUAAGAACAUUAGCAUAAAUAUAGUGAUUAAAUUGAAGUGUUUUUUCAAUUGGCCUCAAUAUAUAAUCAUUAAAGUUUCUUAAUAACUUAACCUAGUGUCUAGAUAGUAAAGUCUUAGAGUGGUAUGAAAUUACCUAGUUAUACAACUUGGAACACUGAGACUUAAUUAUUUAGCUGCCACCAACAGUUGCAAGAGUUAGAACCAGAAGCUACUGUCUAGUACAGGAGCCACUGACCUCACACCUUCCCUC